This is a messenger RNA of Neoarthrinium moseri, 3894 nucleotides long. RefSeq lists its product as uncharacterized. The transcript is spliced from 4 exons. Gene Ontology annotation, cellular component: cytosol. NCBI's taxonomy places the organism in Eukaryota, Fungi, Ascomycota, Sordariomycetes, Amphisphaeriales, Apiosporaceae. The coding region runs from base 1 to 3894 and encodes 1297 amino acids. Gene Ontology annotation, molecular function: flavin adenine dinucleotide binding. Gene Ontology annotation, biological process: vesicle-mediated transport; tRNA wobble uridine modification; tRNA methylation. The record is from RefSeq and is a predicted model, not a curated record.
AUGGAUGUCGUCCAGGCAGUCUCCGGCUACAUCUCCAAGAUGGUGUCGGCCGGAGACAGCGCAACCGGCGGUCCGUCCGCCAAGAUGAAGAUACUUUUGCUGGACAAAGAUACCGUGUCUAUCGUGUCCACGGCCAUCACUCAGUCAUCGCUCCUCAACCACGAGGUCUAUCUCAUCGAUCGCCUCGACAACCAGAGCCGUGAGAAGAUGCGCCACCUGCGGUGCUUGUGUUUCGUGCGCCCCUCCUCGGAUUCUAUUCAGUUCUUGAUAGACGAGCUGAGGGAUCCCAAGUACGGCGAGUACUACCUAUACUUCAGCAAUGUCGUCAAGAAGUCGGCACUGGAGAGACUGGCCGAGGCAGAUGACCACGAAAUCGUCAAGCUGGUCCAGGAGCACUUUGCAGACUUCCUUGUUAUAAACCCUGACUUAUUUUCCCUCAACCUGACGCUUCCCCAACAGCGGAUAUGGAGCGGCAACCCAGACAUGUGGAACACAGACGCCCUCCAGCGAUCUACAGAAGGCCUCAUGGCAGUACUGCUGUCGCUCAAAAAGAAGCCUCUUAUCAGAUAUGAGAAGAACAGCUUAUUGGCCAAGAAGCUGGCUACCGAGGUCCGGUAUAACAUCACUCAGGAGGAGCAACUGUUCGACUUCCGCAGAGUGGAUACCCCGCCCAUACUACUUAUUCUAGACCGCAGGGAAGAUCCAGCCACACCACUGUUGAACCAAUGGACGUAUCAAGCAAUGGUGCAUCACCUGCUCGGCAUCAACAACGGAAGAGUCGAUCUGGGCGAUGUCCCCGAGAUCCGGCCCGAGUUGAGAGAGAUUGUCUUGUCACAGGACCAGGACCCCUUCUUUAAGAAGAACAUGUACCUCAACUUUGGCGACCUUGGAGGGAACAUCAAAGACUACGUGGAGCAGUACCAGUCCAAGACAAAGAACAAUGCAAACAUCGAAUCCAUCACGGACAUGAAACGAUUCAUCGAAGAAUACCCCGAGUUCCGGAAACUCUCCGGGAAUGUUAGCAAGCACGUCACGUUGGUGUCCGAGCUCAGUCGCCGAGUCGGAUCGGAGAAUCUACUCGAGGUCAGCGAAGUAGAACAAAGCUUAGCAUGUAAUGACAACCAUGCCACAGAUCUCAAGAACGUACAAAGGUUGAUACAAAACCCAUCGGUCACGGGUGACGCAAAGGUUGGAUUAGUGGCGCUAUAUGCUCUGCGCUAUGAAAAGCACCCUUCAAACUCGCUGCCUAUGCUGGUAGAUCUGCUCACGGCAGCAGGCGGCGUGCCACCUCGACAAGCAGAUCUGAUCGCAAAACUAUUAAUAUAUCACAACUCCCUCCAACAAUCCCAAGCUGCCGGAGGCAUCACCGAUAUCUUCGAGCCGGGUGGCAUAUUCUCAGGCGCUAGAGGUAUAAAGGGGCUGAAGGGUGUAGAGAACGUGUACACUCAACAUUCACCGCACCUCGAGACUACACUACAGAACAUGAUCAAGGGCAGGCUCCGCGAGCAGCAGUACCCGUUCGUCGAAGGAGGAGGCACAACGAGAGAUAAGCCUCAAGACAUCAUAGUCUUCAUCAUCGGAGGCGCGACCUACGAAGAGUCGAAGAUGGUAGCCGGUAUCAACGCGUCAUCACCUGGUGUCAGAGUGGUUCUGGGGGGGACUGCAAUACAUAAUGCUGCCACAUUUUUGGAGGAAGUGGAUGAUGCUGUAUCAUCGUGGCCAGAGCCCCCGCCAACUACAGUGGCCGGAAGACUGCGGAAGGAAGGACAGGCUCAAGUAACUCGCCACAACAGUUGCUAUCGACCCGACGAGAUGCAGAAGGUCUGGACCCCGCGAGGGCUCGGCAGGCCGAUCGUGAUCGCACGGCGGCGCUUCCCCAAUCCGUGCUACAGGCGGAGGACGUUCGCCACCGUGACGCAAGAUACCAGGCCCUUUGAUGUCGUCGUCGUAGGCGGCGGACAUGCCGGAACCGAAGCUUGCGCCGCAGCAGCGCGUUCGGGCGCCCGUACCGCCCUCAUUACCCCGAAACUCGACAACCUCGGCGUGUGCAGCUGCAAUCCCUCUUUUGGCGGCAUCGGGAAGGGCACUAUAAUACGAGAGAUCGAUGCGCUCGAUGGCGUUGCUGGUAGAAUCAUCGACAAGGCGGGUGUUCAGUUCAAAGUUCUCAACCGCCGGAAGGGCCCCGCCGUUUGGGGACCACGCGCCCAGAUCGACCGGGCGUUGUACAACAGAUACAUGCGCGAGGAGCUCCAGGGAUAUGAAAAUUUGAGCAUCAUUGAGGGCAGUGUGAGCGAUAUUGUCGUUGGUGCAGCGGAAGAGGGUGACGCUGGGGGUAAGGCCAAGAGCAAGAUAACUGGCGUCAGGUUGGAAUCUGGGGAGGUACUGCCGACGACACAGAUCAUCAUCACAACCGGAACCUUCCUGGGUGGAGAAAUACACAUCGGGCUUGAGAAGUAUCCAGCGGGUCGAAUCGGCGAGAAGGCCACCUUCGGGUUGAGCAAGUCAUUAAAAGAGGCGGGAUUCCAACUCGGCAGGUUAAAGACUGGAACGCCACCCCGUCUGUCGAAGAAGAGCAUCGACUUCGGCAUCUUAGAAGAGCAGAUGGGAGAUGAUCCGCCACAUCCAUUCAGCUACUUGAACGAAAAGGUUUCGGUGCAAGACCAGCUCCUAUGCUGGGCAACAUAUACCAAUCACGCCACACACGACGUGGUGCGCGCCAAUCUAGACAAAACGAUACAUAUCCGUGAAAGCGUUAAGGGCCCACGCUAUUGCCCAUCGCUCGAAUCAAAGAUAAUACGUUUCUCAGAAAAGGAACGGCAUAUCGUGUGGCUUGAGCCCGAAGGGUUCGACAACGACGUUAUUUACCCGAAUGGUCUCUCUAUGACCGUUCCCGCAGAAGCGCAAGAACAGCUUCUACGGACUAUCCGGGGUCUAGAGAAUGUAGAAAUGCUACAACCCGGCUAUGGUGUUGAGUAUGACUACGUUGACCCUCGCAGCUUGAAAUCUACCCUUGAGACAAAGGCUAUCUCCGGGCUGUUCCUCGCCGGACAAAUCAACGGCACCACGGGAUACGAAGAAGCUGCCGGUCAAGGUAUCAUUGCCGGUAUCAACGCUGGUCGCGCGGCUCAAGGCAAGCCCCAGGUCUCCGUGACGCGGGCUGACGGCUACAUUGGAAUCAUGAUUGAUGAUCUCAUCACAAAGGGCGUGUCGGAGCCAUACCGUAUGUUCACUAGCCGAUCUGAAUACCGCAUGUCACAUCGCGCCGAUAACGCAGACAUGCGCCUGACGGAGCUAGGCCGCGCAUGGGGCGUCGUGGGCGACAAACGCUGGAGCCACUUCACAGACACUAAGGCCCAAAUGGAAGAGCUGACGGGACAUCUGGAGCGCUUCACCCUCACAGCGCCGAACUGGGUCGCCGCGGGCUUCAAGGCACGUGUUGACGCCAAGCAUCGCUCGGCGCUCGAGAUCCUGCGCCUCGCCGGCGUCAAGCUCGCCGACUUGCACGAGCGCAUCCCCGAGGUCCGUUCCUAUUCUGACCAUGUCCAGGGCCGCGUCGGUAUCGAAGCAGUCUAUGCGCCGUACGUGGCCAUGCAGCGAGCCGAGCAGGCGCUCUUCGCUAAGGACGAGUCCCUGACGCUGCCUACCGACCUGGACUAUGACAGCGUGUUCGGGCUGUCGUUCCACGAGAAGGCUAUCCUCAACGCGACGCGACCUGAGAGCAUCGGCCAGGCGAGGCGGAUCGAAGGCGUCACGCCCUCGGGCUGCGUCAGGCUUCUCAGCUUCGUCACCCGCAGCGAGCGGUUCAAGGAGGCCAUGGGUGGACGGGACGAGCUGGCUCCCCUAGGAGCUGAGGUCGACGGCCUGGAUGCAGAUGCUCGGGGCCAGGAACUCUAG